AUGCUCAGGCUUAUGGACGAUGCCGCUUUCUCAAUUGUACGAGAAAUAAAGCCGAAGUCUUCGCUCCAAUUAUUACGAAGUACUAUUAGCGAAUUGUAUCCCGACUAUCCAUUCGUUUUUGUUAGAGGGACGAAAGAAAUUCACAGAGAGCAAGAGUCUACAUUGCCAAUCUUUGCUUGUUAUGGCAGCGAACCGUAUACGAUCGAUAUUAAGUCUCUAAGCGGCUGUAUUCCACACACGUGUGGACGGAAGAGUAGUGCUAGUUUGUCAGGUCAACGAUCACGAGACCAAAGUCCGCCUAGUGAUCAAACGGAGUCACCUUUACUUGACGGUGACGGUCGAGAUGGAAGUUUACAUUCUAUUGGUAAGGACGAAAAUCAUUUAGUCACGAGACGGUUGUCUCUGGCCGAGUCUAGAACGACUGCUUUUACUCAAGAAAGCGAGGAGGUCGAAUCUAGUAACGACUGUGGACUUAUUCACAACCUUGAUGAAUCUGCGAAAACAACAGGGUUACUAGUACAGACGGAACCCUUAGUUAGUAGUGAUGUCGUUGUUUCUGCCAUCGGAACGGUGACAGUAAGUGCAUUGCCGGAAAACUCCAACGGGGUGAACGAAAAUAGUGCCGAUUUGGUAUCUGCGCAUUUCCACGAUGAAGAACAGGAGGAUGAGAUGCUAGAGAGUUCUGCUCAUGUGGCUGCAGAGACUGGUGUCGGCAACCUUGCAGACUCGGAUGCUUUUAUAGACCAGACGGUCGUGACGCAAACUCAGACUGAUAAUUUGCGUCAUGCAGAUGAAGAACACAUUACCGAGAAUCGUCGUCAAUCGGGGUCUAUCGGUGCUGACGAGGAUGGGAGAAUGGUGGGCGCUUUGGGUGUUAGCACAUCUGCGAUAGCACCAGAUUACUCUGUGCCCGGCAGAGAUACAAAUGACCAGGGCAGUGCUGCUUCUUCAAGAAAACGGGAAAAAAAGAAAAAAAGGAGACGAACGGAGCUUGAUGAUCAGCCUUCACUUAGUCCCGUGGGAACAGUCGAGACAGCGAAGUUGUCCAGCGAGGAGCCGUCACUUAUAGUGACGACAGCACCUGAUGAUUCUAGUUUGACACCGACCGUUAGUCUAGUUUUAUCUAGUCACAAAGAAUCGGUUGUUGAAAGCCUAUGUUCAGACGGCAUCGAUGUAGCCCGUGUGUGCAACGACAGUAGUUUUCAAGAGCGCGAUGUUUGCCAUGAAACCGCAAUCGACAACACGACAGACAUCUUGGAGCAACACGAGAAGUUUAGCGACGACAUUCCUGUACUGGAUGAGAGUACUACGACUUGCUUUUCGGAAAGUAGUUCGCUAGCACAUGUUUUUGAUGCAAGCCAUCUGCCAGCAGCCGGUCAACAGUCACGUAGGCGGAAUUUCGGCACGAAUCCGUUGCAAUUGACAUACUCGAUGGGAAGCUUCCUUUGGAAAGGCGAAGAAGUAGACGUAGAGUUGGAAUACCAUUCUCUACGUGAAGUACCUUUACGUAUUCUUCCCGUGCGCAUGAUGAAGUGCGCACUCCCGUUUAUUGCCGCUUGCUUAAACUCACGACUUAAGGGCACCAUUGGUUUUGGGGUUGUCGGCCGAAAAAAUAAGGAAAAUGCGACAUUUUCAGAAGUCGUUGGUGUUCAGGUGGAGAAGAACGUGAUUAGACUUAUUAAAGCUGAAUUUGCCAAAUUGCUGGACCAUCACAUCGAAACAAAGACGUUUUCCAAGCUAGACAGACUGCAGAGAGAGUGUAUAAAAAUGUUUCCUAUUAAAGUAACAAAUAUUUCGCCAAGAGGUGACCACACAGCUCAAGCUGAUCGAUGUGUAUUUGAAAUUGAUGUUGAUCCUCAGUGGACUGCUUUCGGCACUCACCUUUUCUAUUGCCGGUGGGCUAGUCAAGACCACGAUUUGCUGGAGCCUACUAAAGAAAUUCACGUGUCCCGAAGUAAGGCACUUGUUGCUAAAGAUCGAACGAACAGGGUAUUAGUAGAACGAAGAGAUGGUCAGACGUGGCAACGACGUGCCAGCCAGGAAUCCGUUUUAGCGCGUGAGGUAGAGCAGAAGUAUCAGCGCUACAAGCAGAUGGUUGAGGAGAAGAAGAGUUCAGCGUCAUCAGAGUCUUCUUGUGAUGAGGCACAACUCGUUCGGCUAUUGAAGGAAAGACUGAAGGCUUUUACGACAUCGAUAUUCGACUAUGUGCUCAUUGCUAACAGUAUUCCUUCCGAUCAGCGUACCAAAGAAGCACCGUUUCCAUUUGAGUUUGUGAAGCUGUUACCUUUGGUCGGUGUAAUCGAUUUUGACCAAGAUUCGGAAAAGGAUGGUCUUUACAAGUGCGUAACGACUCGCCUUGAUGACGGCAAUCUUCCUCUUCAACCAUUAAUUUUGCACUGCGAUGAUUGCGAGAAACACUUUACACGAUCGUUCAACAAGAUGUUUUGCAAAACGCAGGUGCUACAUGCAGCGCACCAACUGCCGUGGAUUUUCGCUAACGGAAGAAAGGAAGUGUUUGAGAGAGUAAACGACGCUACAUGGUUUUGUGAGUGCAAAAGCGACGUAGACACUGCACUUAAGACUUUGAAACAACAAUUUCCACAUGUUGUAGCCAUGUUUCUUGUUUUUGGCGAAAGUGCAAUCAAGGAAAUGGCAUGGCUGUUAGACAGCGUUUUCAGCCUGUUCAAACCGCUCCAGAGUACCAAAUCAGAGAAAAAACUUUUGAUUUUGUGUGACGAGCAACGUACUGUGGAUAGUCUAGUGAAAUCUUGCAGUAUGCAUGAAGUCGUUCGUAAUCAUUGUGUAGCUGGACUACCGUGGGACGUUGUGGGUGGGAUUAUCACUGACUUGGCAGAAACUAUUCCACUUGGGGACGGUGCGAAACAUCUUCGCACGAGUUCUGGUGUUGUUACUUCAGUCUCACUCAAAAAGCUGAACGAGUGGAGGAGCAUAGAAGUGAUAGACUAUUACGAAAGUAAGAAGACUGUGGCGGAAGACUGUAUAACUGAGAUCAGAGAUAACUUCUACAAAGGUGAACCAGUUUUAUGGGAUAAUUUAAAGCUAAAUCAUGAUGUUAGACGAGAUAUUGCACUCAAAGUGAAGCAAUGUGUACAAGAUCGUUUGCAUGCUAGAUCUGGUCAAGAGUUGGCUGAAAGUUUUAUGAAAGUGCUGAUUUCCAUUACUGUAGUUACUAUUUUACAUCGACCAGGUACUGGAGGAUCCACGUUGGCAAAACGAAUUAUGUGGGAUUUACACCAAGAAGCACAGUGUCGCUGUGCAGUCAUUGAGGGUAUUACUGAGAAAACUGCGCAAUAUUUGGAGGAACUUCAAAGAUUCGGUGAGAAGAAUAAUUAUGGCGGAGAGUGCUUACCUUUACUGUUGUGCUGGGAUGGUGAUGAUGCCAACCAGUUUUCUAAUUUAGUUAUUCAGCUCUCUAGACGAGGCGUUCGUGGUGUUGUUCUUGAGGUAAGGGCUAUGUCACAUCCGGACAUGGAUGAAGACGAGAUGUUAGGUGAUGCUACGUUUGUUGUUCCGAGUGAGCUCAAAGAAGCCGAAGUAACUGGUCUCAAAGCUAUUGUUUUGCAGCUAGAGCAAAGCCAAGAAAAGAGGACUCAAAUACUGCAAGAUGUUGAUCGUGACCGAUGCCUGUUCUACUUUGGCUUGCGCCUGUUUGGCAAACAAUGCAAGCAGGAGCGCGUGAUGCACUACGUUAAUCAGAGACUCAAUGAGAUGAGCUACAUUGAACAGCAAUCUUGCUUUAAAGACACUUACCUGUCUAAGUCAGCUGAAGAUAUGGAAAACUUCAAUGUGAAAUGCGUCAGUUUGUCAUGCAGUGACCUACUUCUUGAAGUUCAUGAAACUAAUCAUAAAUAUGGCUAUUUCGGGUGGAGACCAGCUCAUCAGCUGGUUGCAGAAAUCGUACUGGAUGAGAAAGAUCUGGUUCAGACGGGUAUUGACUUUCUGUCUACAAUGCUUCAAGGGCAAUCAUUCGGGACAAAGUAUCUUGCUGAAGUGGCUUGUGAACUGUUUUCUAAACGAACAUAUUACCAUAAAGGGGAUGAAUGGUACGAUGAGUACGAUGAGAUUGCAACUGAUUUUUACCGUGGCAAGGAGCGACAAACCAAGAGCAGUCGCUAUUCUCUCUUUAUAACGGAAAUUUUGGAUACGUACAAUGUAGACACGGCCAUAGUGUUGUGGUUUACGUUGUGCACGUUUGUUAGAGAAAAUCCUUAUGCUUGGCAGCACUUUGCCAGAUUUUUGGCCUUGGAUGUGAAAGAUAUGCACGUGAAUCCGUUUUUGCGUAGACACAUAUGCAAGCUACUCUCUGAAAGGAUUACCGCUAAUGAAUUCUACAGUUUACAAUUGAUUCCGACCGAUGACAUUCGUUUAGAAGACUUUCGAGGCAACGAUGAGCCUAGGGAAGAUGAUCGUUCUGAUAUGGAUGGGUUUGAGCUUGCUUUAAAAUGCAUACACGAAGCUCACACGCUUGAGCCCGAUGUCAGUGCUAUUCACAGUACAGAGGGUCUAAUUUACAAGACAAAAUUGGAUUGUUUUGCUAGUAAUCUGGAUAGUAAUCUGAAGGAGAGGAAAGUGCAGAUGUCUACUGCUGACGUAGAACAAGCUCUAACCAUUACCAACUUGGCAUUCCAGGCAUUUAGGAAGGCUCAGUCAUGUCUUCAAAAGUACCGUAAUUGGUAUCCUCUGGUGGGAGAAAUUCAAGUUGGCAUUAAAAUGCUUCAGAUUUUGAAAGGUUGGUCAGCCUUUGAGAAAAGGUAUUACACACGUGAUGGGUUGUCGUUCGAAGCGUACGUCAAUGAUGAGUUUACUGAAUUCCCUGAAUCUUUGUCUCCACAACAUGAGAAGCUUUUAAAGUCUCUAGUUAAGCAUAUUCUUCAUCUUUUACACUCCGUAUUUCAACAUGAGAGCGCAGUGCACGCCGAUCGCUCAACUGAAGAGCCAAUUCAACGACACUGGAAGAGUGCUGUUAUGGCUGCGUCAGAGUUGCAGAUGCAGUUUUACAAAACAUUAUCGUUCAAGACAGAACAAAUAUAUGCUGACAGGAAACGUUGGAAAGAUAAUCCCAAGAUGAAAGAGAUGCUUUCCGACGCAAUUCUAAAAGAUCAUCAUGAGAACCCAUAUAGUUCUUGGAACAAUCUACCCCCUCGAACUAUGAUGAAACUGAUCGACGUUCUCAUGGCAGUUGUGAAAGAGAGAGGAAGCAAAGUUGGAUGUUCUACUGUAAUUGUACUUAUACGGGCUUGUCUGGAAACAGACAAACCGCCGACGACUUGGAGUGAAAUCGCAGAAUUGAUUUGCAAUAGCUGCGCUGAUUUUCCUCAUUCAGAGUGGGUCUUUAUGUUUCGAGGAAUGAUUCAUUUCCCUUUUCCUGAUGAUCAAGGUCGGUUUAUGGCUCACUCAAAGCUGGCCAUUGAGUCUUUUCACCAAUGUAAAGCGCUGAUGCGGAACAAAUCAUUUCAAUACAAGCGAGCGAGGCCACGGUACUUUGUAGGCAGAAACAGUGAUGGUUAUGUUUUUUUGCCGUUUGGUAGAGUGUCCCAUUUUGAAGGUUCGUUGGAGCGUCACAAAACAGAAGGCUUGUUUCUUAACUCGCAGGAGUGGUGGAGAAGUCACCCUGCGUGGACACGACUGGCUAGACUCGAGGGAACCAGACUGGAGGGAAGCAUUAUUAACUACAAAGGAAUACAACUUCGUAUGGACAAAGAUCCUAACCCUUAUUCAGAAGGUCGCGAAAAAUUGUGGUUUUGCGUUGGGUUUACUGUGCAAGGACCGGUUGCGUUUGAUCCAAUGGACGAAGACACUUACACUAAUCUGUGUGAGGCAGAAGAAAACGGCGAGAUUCCAACCUUCGAGAAGAUUCUAGAAGAAAGAAUGGCCGAGCGUCGUGCCGGAACUGAUUCUGCCAGAGCUAACGUCAGCACCGACCGGCGACGCAGUCAAAGCCGCAGAGGUACACGUACGGCAGGGGUGCCACGUCGGGAUAUUUCCUAUCCUACGGAUAAUUCUGCUCCGCGAACAUCUCGGAAUAAGAAAACAGACGUCGAACACAAAACCGACACAUCUGACCAUACAGAAAAAGUAGGUCUUAGAACGACGCAAACUGCAACGAAUGGAGACACGACUAUUUGUGACAAACGGGCAAACAGAAACUCGACAACACGAGACUCGGAAACUGCACUUCACGCUGAUGAAUGUGAAUCUUCAUUAGAAACUGCCUCUGCAUCCGUGUCCUCUUCUGCGCGAAAUAUGACUGGUAAUGUUAGUCCAACGGCUGCGGCAUCAGUAGUCAGACUUUCACCAAAAUCUGGAGGUGAUGCCACAUUCAGCAGAGAAGUCGAUGAUCAUGCGCCACCAUCGGGUCGAAAGAAAUUUGAUAACUCCAAGCAACAGCAGUCAUCUCACACGUUAAAGCGUGCUCUUAUCGUCGCGGGUAUUUCAGGCUUUUCUGACGUGUACGUCCGCAAAGUAGCCGCGCAGUUUGGUGCAUUCAAACUGCAGCGGUACAAGAAAGAGAGUUGCGUACUUGUUUUCCAAUCACCCAAAGAUGCCGAGUCUGCACACGGCGGUCUCUCUACUGCUUUCGAAGGUCGACACGUUGAAGUAAAAUGGGAGAGAAGGUAACUUUAGUAACUUAGUUAUAGUAAGACAAGGUGAAACUGUAUACUUAUAAGAAACAUUUAGCUAAUUAGCUAAUUAUCGCAAUAACACAUGGUCGUACA
Molecule: messenger RNA, 6737 nt
Organism: Corticium candelabrum
Lineage: Eukaryota; Metazoa; Porifera; Homoscleromorpha; Homosclerophorida; Plakinidae
Exons: 5
Coding region: 1-6639 (2212 amino acids)
Cellular component (GO): cytoplasm
Source: RefSeq, a predicted model, not a curated record